AUGGCCACCACCACUGUCCCGGCCCUGCCUGUUCCCCUUACGGACCUUCCCAAACACCUUGCUCAGCACCCACACACGCCUGUCACACAGCUCUUUGAGCCAUACCGCAAGUAUGAGGCUCCCCUCCGUGAGUGUUUUGCCCAGGACCCUUCCAAUGAGCUCUUGAAGGACCCUCACGUCAACGUCCUUCCUCUUUUCACCGAGGAUACCUCCAGCCUCAACAUCAGAGCCCGCAAUCUGGCGGCCGAGUCCAAGGAGGAGCGUUCCAGAUACAUCAUGCCCCUGCCGAAGGAGCUACGAAGGCCCAAUGGCUCACCAGCGACUGUCAAGGACCUCAAGGAGUUCCGCCGCAACUUCAAUGUCUUUUCUGAGUCUUCGCUCGUUGAGCUUGACUGGAGCAACGUUGUUGCCGCCGGCUCAUCAGUGGUGAACUGCUUGUUGCCAGUGCCUGCUGAAUACAACCGCAACAAGAGAACGCUUCGCGAGUUCUACCACGAGAAGUUCUCACCUGCGUCAGAUGUCGAUCUUUUUCUUUACGGUCUCACCGAGGAGCAGGCCAUUGAGAAGAUCAAGGAUAUUGAGGCCCGAGUCCGCGAUUCUCUUCUUACCGAGACUACCACGGUCAGAACCAAGAACGCCAUUACUAUUUGCAGCCAAUACCCCACUCGCCAUAUUCAGAUCGUUCUUCGAAUUUACAACUCGGUUUCUGAGAUUUUGACGGGAUUCGACAUUGAUUGCUCGGGGGCUGCGUAUGAUGGCAGCCAGGUCUACUGCACUCCACGUGCUCUUCAGUCUUACCUGACCCAGAUCAACCACAUUGAUCUGACUCGGCGCAGCCCUUCCUAUGAGAAUCGCCUUUCCAAGUACUCCCACAGAGGUUUUGAGGUGUAUUGGCCAGACCUCGACCGGUCCCGCAUCGACCCAACCAUCUUUGAGCGGAGCUUCCAGCGCACGCUUGGGUUGGCGAGGCUUCUUGUCUUGGAACGCCUCCCUACCCAAGGGGCGAGAGAGACGUACACUGAUCAGCGUCGCAAGGAGCGAGGCCGGCCAGCGAUUGAUCGCUACAGCCGGAACCAGCACAAGCUCUGGGGCAACAUCAAGGAUGAGCAUGAGGACGAGAUUGCGGACUGGGCUCUUGAGGAUGAGGUCUCCAACUAUCACACCUUCACGAUUCCUUACGGCACCAAGUACCACGCCAAGAAGAUUGAGAAGCUGUGCUACACGAGGGAUUUGCUGCUCAACGCCGAGUGGAACCAGAAGAAGGACAGGGAGGUGUAUCUUCAUCGCCACCCUGCCUUCUUCGGCCGGGUCGAGGACGUGGUGAAUGACUGCUGCGGAUUCUGCCCUGUCCCGACUACGGACCAGGAGAAGGAAAUUGCUGCCGAGGAGGAGAAGUACUUUGUGUCGGGCAAGAUCUCUUUCCUCAAAGAUGAUCCAGGCAGGCAGGCUAUCGGCUCGUUCAAUCCUCUGACGGAUGAUGACUGGACUGAGAUGGCGUAUGUUGGUAACACGGCUCGGCUUUGCCAGGCUAUCGUUGAUGGUGAUGCUGAGCAUGUCAAGGACUGGCUUGCUCAGGAAGGAGUUGAUCCCAAUACUCGGGAUUACACUGGUCGCACCCCUCUGCAUCUUGCUGUCAUGACGUCUACGCCGGAGAUUGUUCGUCUUCUUGUCGAUGCGGGUGCUAGGCUUGUCGCGCGUCUCGCUGAUGGACGGACGGCUCUUCACCUUGCUGCGUCGCGUGGCAGUGUGGAGAUUGUUCAGAUUCUCAUGAACAAGAGCGUUGCUAAUGAGGCGGAGCAUGAGGAGAAGGAGGAGAAGCGCAAGAAGGAGCUUGCUGCGAACAAGACUGAGGAGGAUAAGAUGGAUGUCGAUGAGAAGGAAGAGGACGGUAGCGAGAAGGAAGAAGACGAGGAGUCUGAUGGUGAGAUGAUCGAUGGCGAGGACUCUGACGAUGAGGGCCGGACUACCACCAGUGGAUUUGUCAAGGUUGGGAAGGACGCUGCCGCUGCGGAUGAGCUGGCUUUGGAAGAGGCUGAAGAGGAGCCUGAUUUCUACGAUGUUAACGUCAUCGCCUGGGACACUCCUUGCUCUGCUCUUCACUUUGCCAUCAUGGAGGGUCAUUGUGAGGUUGUCAAGACUCUGUGCCAGGAAUAUGGUGCCGAUGUUCUGCUGCCCGUCAAGUUCUUGAAUAGCAACAAGUCCCCAUACGGGGCGCUGCUCACUCUUGUCCUUGCGCUGGUUUUACCUGUUCCCAAGGCGAAGGAGAUGGCCAAGAUCCUCUUGAGUCUUGGGGCCACCUCAGCCCAGGCCGAUUUGAACGGCGUUACUGCCUUCCACCGUUAUGUCGAGGAGAAUGCCGAGUCGUUGCUUGCCACUCUGUGGGAGCACGAUGCGGUAGGGACCAAGACGGCCAUCAACCACAUCAGCAUGCGUGACCAGUAUUCGACCGCAGAGACGGCUCUCGGCGUUGCUAUCAAGAAAGGAAAUCUUUCUUUGAUUCUUCAAUUGCUCGACCAUGGCGCUGUGCCUCAGAUUGACUUUGAGAGCUGGCUGAAGUCGGCGAGACAGUCAGCCGCCAUCGAGAGGAACCUGGGCACUUUGGAGGGCAACAAGAAGAUGUGGAACGAGAUGACGGAGCAGCCCCUGAUUCUCGCCAUCAACUCCACCGAUCCCUCCUCGGCUCUCGAGCUCCUCAAGGCUGGCGCCGACCCCAACGUUGUCACGAUGGAGUCUCACAAGCAGAUGGGCCGUUCGUGGGUCACGGUGGUUAACGGAGAAUCUGCCCUCGAUCUUGUGAAUACCUACCUCAUCCGUCUCAAGGAAUUCCUUGACAAGAAGAAGGAUGUGCCCAAGGCCCCAGAGCUUCGUGAGGAUCUUGACAGCUGGCUCGAUCAGUACGAGAAGUCAUCGUACCAGUAUGCGAUUGCCUCUGCCGAAAUUGCCAAACUGAAGGCUGUACACAAGGACCAGAUGAGGCAGUAUGAGAAAGAGCUUGCUUCGACUGAGGAACCUGAGGGUACGGCCGAGAAGAGGACGGCAGUCUUGCAAGCGUUUGUCACGUUGGCAAAGGUGAAGGAGGCACUUGUUGAGAAGGGGGCGAAGACCUUCGGAGAGCUUUUCCCGGCCUACAAGGCCCCUGACCCGUUCCCUGACGUCAACACCCCGUACGCGCAAGCAGGCAAGGUUGUGCAGCCGAUUGUCGACCCGACGAGGCGCCUGUUCCAUUUGCAGAAUGUCUUUGAUGUGACAGACAAGAGACUGCCUGCCUACAUCUCUUUGUUCGAAGCCGCUUGGUUGGGCGAUCUUGACAAGAUCAAGAAGCUCUGCUUGACCUCGUGGGACGAAGAGCAAACCGAGGCUCCGCUCAAGAUUGCCUUGUACGACAACAAGGGCAACUCUCCCUUCUCGCUGGCGUACUUCCGCGGCCAUCAUGAUGUCGCCAAGGCGAUCCUUGAGAUUGCCCAGGCGCAGUACACGCCGAGGGAGAAGCCUGAGGCCGAGUACAAGAUGCACGUCAAUGACACUUAUGAGGAUGAUUGCUCGAUGGAUGACUCGGACAACGAGUCGGUCUGCAGCGGCGGAUCUGGGCCUGACAUUUACAGGCACAUUGUUGGCGGCGAGUUCACCAUUGAAAACAUAGGAGAGGUUUCGAUGAAGGUGAAGAGCCAUACCAAGCCUUCUGAGAUUCUGCACAGGAACUAUCCCAAGCCUGGGGAGAAGGGUCGGCAGUAUGGCCUGCUGUCUCGUGCUGUCUUUAACAAUGACAUGCAAGCGCUCAAGUUUGUUCUCGGUCUCGCUGAGCGGUUUGCUGCUGAUGGUGGAGCUGAGGACAAGCAGACCUUUUACCCGUUUCCUGACUCUGUUUUCAAGCUGGCUAUCCAGAAGGGCCACACUGAGCUGCUGGCCGAGAUCAUCAAGCGCACUGGUGCUGGUUUGCCUCUCGAGAACUUGGUGAAGAACACGGGUGUUGAGAUCGCGGAGAAGCCGACUUACUAUCAGGGAUUGACCGUGUACGGGAAGAAGAGAAAGGACUGGGCGACUCAGGGCCGCAACUCCGCUCCGGGAGCUCGUGGUCUUGAGAGCUCCCCUUUGUUGCUUGCUGCUCAGUCUGCUCAGAUUGCGAGUGUUGAGUGGUUCCUCAGUGAUGCUCCGCUGAGGCACUAUCUUUCGUUCUGCAAGAGCAAGGCGGCUAGGGAGGAUGUUCGGAUCAAGCACUUGGGACAGCAGAAGGGUGGCUUUGAGGGUGCCAUUUCGAAGUGGCUGACUGACAACAGCGACUUAGCCAUCCACGCUGCUGUGUACACCCGUCCAACACAGAAGUCGAUCGACUUGGUGGAAUACCUGCUCAAGGUUCGCCCCGAGUCCAUCGAUUCCAAGGACCGCAACGGCGCUACUCCCUUGAUGGCAGCUUGCAGGCUUGGUCGUGUCGAAAUCGCAAAGCUUCUGGUCGAGGCCGGCGCCGAUCAAAAGACCAAGGACGCCAACUUUGACAACCUCUUGCACGCCGCGCUGCGCUGGAAGCCCACUCGCGAGCAGCUCAAGCCUCUCCUGGACCUUCUCGGCCGCGACCUCCUCGUCCGCAUGCUCAAGGAGCGCAACAACCUCAAGACAGAAGGCCACACCCCCUUGCACACCUGGCUCCUCCAUUUCACCCACUACACCAACCAAUACGCCUACAAGAGCCUCGCCGACGCAGCUGCCGUCUUCAACCUCGUGGCCGACCUCUCCCCGGACGCGACCCGCCAAGCCCUCCGUAUGCUCGACGGCGCGGGCAACACGCCCCUUCACUCCCUCCUGAUGGGCGACACAGAGCACGGCCUGAUCGGCUUCCUCCUCAACUUUGAGCCCUCCCUUCUCCUCGUCGAAAACGCGGUAGGCCGGACCCCAGCGGAGCUCAUCCACGAGAAAUUUGUGUCGAGCAAAGUCAAGGUUGAGAACCAGCCACAACAAAACUACUACUGGUACAACCGCCACGCCAACACGGCCGACGCACUUGCCGUACGAAACAUUCACACUGCCGACCCGAGAAUAUUUGUCAACCAGGGCGUCUGCGCCCAGUCGGCGGCUAAACACGCCGAGAUCAACCUUGCAAAGACUUUCUUCCUCUGCAAGGAUUAUCUUGCUAGAAUGGAGAACCCCAAGCGCAGUCUGGUAAGCUUGCACGCGGCGAAUAUGGUUUCGCAGAGGUUGGGCAAGGAGUAUGAGAGGGGGAGGUACAAGUAUGAUCUUGGGGAGGUUGUCAAGGGGGUGGAGGAUGUUGCUCUUGUUGCGGGAAGUGGAUAUGAACAGGAGGGACACCAGAAGAAGCAGGGAAAGGACCCAGUGGUUGGUGGGAGCAUGUUGUUUUCGCAGGGG
This is a messenger RNA of Podospora anserina S mat+, 5355 nucleotides long. RefSeq lists its product as uncharacterized. Gene Ontology annotation, biological process: protein localization to ciliary inversin compartment. Gene Ontology annotation, cellular component: ciliary inversin compartment. The transcript is spliced from 4 exons. Lineage: Eukaryota; Fungi; Ascomycota; Sordariomycetes; Sordariales; Podosporaceae. The annotation marks the transcript as partial. Gene Ontology annotation, molecular function: protein binding. The record is from RefSeq and is a predicted model, not a curated record.